UGUAUUAUAGAGGCUUUUCACCUGAGCCAUCCUACCCGAGGUCUGGUAUGUUUCGUCCCAGUGGGAAAUCAAUCUACAGUAAGUACCAAGCCUGGCCUUUAAAAAAAAAGGUUUUAAACAACAUAUCUAAAGAACCAGCUUACCAUAAUGUUAACUUUACUUUCACAAUUUAGUGCACAGAAAGGAGUAUGCAGAAUCAAUCAGCAGACAGCCAGACAACUUUGAGCACAGAGUGGAGGUAAGAGGAAAUUCUAUGAGUUCAUGAGGAAAUUUUAAAAAGUUUGUGAAGGGCUACACUUACCAGUUGAAAUAAAUAAAAUCUAAAAAGGAUGGUCAGUAAUGUGGUGCAAAAACCAGCUGCUACUGUACCCUUUCAGUCCUUCGGAUGAGAUGUUAAACUGAGGUCCUGACUCUCUGUGGUCAUUAAAAAUCCCAGGACACUUCUCGAAAAAGAGCAGGAGUGUAACCUCGGUGUCCUAGCUAAAUUCCCCCAUUGGCCCUUAUCGAUCAUGGAUUCCUAAUCAUCCCCAUCCAUUAACUGGCUCAAUAACUCUACUCUCUCCACCAAUAGCUGGUGUGUGGUGAGCGUACUGGCGCACUAUGGCUGCUGUCGUAUCAUCCAGGUGGAUGCUGCACACUGAUGGUGUUUAAGAAGAGUCCCCUGUUCACUGUGUAAAGCGCUAUAUAAAUGUAACAUUAAAUCAUUCAUUCAUUCAUUCAUUCAUUCAUACCCUUAUAUUUCAUAAUCUCAGUUUCCCUUAACAAGUCUGUUAUAUUUUUGAUUACUGCAUAUUACAUAUUACAAGGCAGAAUUACAGACUCAUAAUCUUUUAGAGCACAGUAAAACCAUAUAACCAACACUCAGUUUCACUUUACACUGCCCUUAAAAGCCAAAACAUCUAUAAUGAAGCAACACUGAAUCUGAGCAAAACUACUUAAAAGUUAAAUGGUCAUCUAGCCAAUGGCAGAUUGUAAAGUAGUCUCAUUCUGUUUUCUCUGAAUCUGAGCAUAGUUGAGUGAAACUUAUCUGUCAACAGACUGGUCAUAGUAUAAAGAGUCCUGAUUUCACUACAUUUUGACAAGAUGUGAUGUUACUGCAUAUUGCCUUUGCAUCCCUGCUGAAAAAACCAGCCUGGCUAGUCACCAGCUUAAGUUGUGUUUUGGGUGCUGGUCCUCCAGCGUAGGAUGCUGGUGUGUUUGUCCCCAGCAGGUUUUGAAACUAGCUUAACCAGCUUCAUCAAAAAGACCAUGCUGGUUGACCAGCUUCAUCGGUUAGGUUUUGCUGGCGAAAAGCAUGGCCAGCACCAAACCAGCAUAAACCAGACUAGCAUGGGAAUUGCAUGCUGGUUCAGCUGGUCUUUGUAGCAGGGAUGGCAGUACAACAGAAUAUGGUAUGUUACAUAAAACAAGACAACAUCUAAAGUUUAUCUUCCAUGGUAAUAUUUAAAUUUUACUCAAACUUGAUGCUGUUGCAACACUUUCUUCUCUUCUCGUUUCCAAGCACCUGCUCACCUGUGAGGUAGAUGGCAGAGAGUUGAGCAGCACUGAAGACUGUGUGAACAAACUGAAGAAUCUGGACAGUAAAGGAAAAGUGUGGGGUCAGGAGAUGAUCAUGCAGGUCCAGGGGAACCACUUACAGCUGUGUGACAUAGAGACCAAGUGAACUCUUACUCUGUUUCCUGGGAUUGUAGGAGGUUUUGGAGUCUAUGAAUCUGAGUAGCAUCAAGAAGACGAAAGCUGUGCUGAACAGCUGUGUGCAUGACUCCCUUCUCAUUAUCAUGGUUCAGGAUUACAGCCAAAGAACUCCACAGGCCUUUCUGUUCCAGUGCGAGGAGGGAGGGGCUCAGGGGGUGAUAAAUGAUCUGGACCAGGCAAUAGUGCAAGGUGGAGAGGACUUCACCAAGGAACCACAAAUGGACAUCAGGAGCCACUUGGAAAGCAUCAUUGGCCAGGGUUUUCCAGGGAGUAUCAAAAGACCAGCUAUCUCACCUAUGGCAUCUGUCCCCCUUCCCCCAGAGCAGCUCCUUCCACAGUUCAACAGUUAUGAAGACUAUGAGGACAGAUGGCCUUCACCCACUAUGCCAGCUUCUAGAGAUGAGCAAUACAGCCCAAUGCGCUUCGAGCGGGAGCAGACUCCACCUCCAUACACUGACAUGGAAAGAAAUGCGGAAAUCUUUAACCAUGUAGCUGCCGACAUUGAGAUCUUCACAGAAAAAGUUGUCACCACUUUGCCAAGCGAUAAUGGAAACAAGAAAAAGAAAGGAAAAAAUGCAAGAAAACAAGUUGUAAAUCUUCCUUCCAUGGAGGAGUACAUGUCCUGUCUACAGAAAAUAAAGUAUGGAUUCAAUCUCUUGGGAAAGCUAGAUGGUCACCUUAAAAGCCCUCCUUCUCCUGAGUUUGUUCACAGUCUCUUCUCUUCUCUUGGUUUUGUGGUGGGUCAGUAUCCACCCAACAUCCCUUCCACAGUGCUGAGUCCCAUGCUCACAGAAAAAGCCUUGCAGCUCCUGGGAACUGUUGUCACACCAGAGGAGGACCGACUAUGGGGCAGUUUAGGAGACUCCUGGAAUGUCCCUAGAUCCAGUUGGCCAAAUGGGGAUCAGAUCCCUCCGUAUUAUCCUGUAUUUUACAAUGGGUGGGAGCCCCCUCCACCUGUCCCUACCCAGUCACCCCCCUCAAGCAGGCAGCCAUCACGGAGCAACAGUGAGCGGUUCCCACCCAGGAACGUCAUGCAGAGGCCACCUGAACAGGGCAACAGACCCUGGAGCGCCCCACCCACUCGGUCAGCAGAGCCGCCACUUUACAUGAGGGUGAUCUAUGACUUUAUGGCAAGAAACAGUCAAGAACUGAGUGUGCUGAAGGGUGAUGUGGUGCAGGUAACCGAUAAGUCCAGGCAGUGGUGGAAAGUCAAAAACAGCCGUAAUGAGGAGGGCUAUGUGCCUCAGAAUGUUCUAGAGCCUGUUGAUGGCAAAGCGCCAACAGUUGGACCUACUUAUUUUCAGCAGAAUAUGAGAGGACCUCCAUUUUUGGACAUGAAAUCCAGACCUGAUGAAGUCAGAGCCUGGUUACAGUACAAAGGCUUUUCUAAAGCGGCAGUUCAGAGUCUUGGGGUGUUUAAUGGAGCGAUGUUGCUGGGAAUGAAACUAGAUGAUAUCAGAGCGAUAUGUCCAGAGGAAGGAGGUCGUGUUUUCUUCCAGCUGCAGAGUGUCAGAUCUACUAUUGCACUUGCCAGCGAGGCAGAAUACAGCCAAUAUGGUGCCCGCUAAUUAUCUGAGCAGGCUGGAACAUUUUUCUUGGCGAGAACCUGAACGUGUCUGGACCUGAAUAAACAAGAGCUAUGCAGAGCACUUGACAACAUUUCCAUUCAUUUUUAAACAAGAAAUGCCUGAUGCCUGUAGGUUGCUUACUGUUAGAGAAGCUAAAUGACACUAUUGUCUCUAGAUGCAAAUGAUAUAUACAUUUAAGACAUUUUAUUUAUUUUAUAUCCAGAUUUUUCCAUUAAACAUCAAUCUCCCUGGGGUGGUGGUCACCUACUGUUUAAUGAUAUAGACACUUAACAUUAUGUUCAUUGCAAAGGUGAUCCAGGAGCUAGAGCUAUUAUAAUCUUGCUUUUAGCCACCUGAUUCAGGCACUAACUAUAAGGCCUUUGUCAUUGAUGUUGUGUAUUGUAGACACUUUGAAAGUAUUUGUUAAAUGAAAGCAAACAAAAUCUGUAACUCUAUGAUUGAUCCUGACACUGUAUACAAAUUGAGUAUUGUGUUGGAAUAAAUGCUUAUUAUUUACAUAAAUGCCAUUUUUGAAAAUGUGUCACUUUUUCUCUUUUGAUUCUUAGAACUGCUUAAGUCUACCCAGUCCUGUAAUAUGGACUGCUGGAUGUCCAUGACACCUCUGAGGCUGAAAAAAAUUAAUAUUUAUUUUGAUACUGAAUGCAAGUUUGUCGAAUAUUAAAAUGCAAUCCAUUUAAUUUGUCAUCAUCAAUUAAGGACAUUUUUGAAAUUCAAUGAACAAAAAAGGUUGACUCAAAUUAAAGUAUUGCAUUUAAUGUUUAUUCUGUGUUGUUACAAUUCUUAUGUAAAGACUUCAAACAGCAAAAUCUCUAAUAAAACAGUGAAAUUGCUUUUUCU
Molecule: messenger RNA, 4121 nt
Organism: Myxocyprinus asiaticus (Chinese sucker)
Lineage: Eukaryota; Metazoa; Chordata; Actinopteri; Cypriniformes; Catostomidae
Product: epidermal growth factor receptor kinase substrate 8-like protein 3
Exons: 16
Coding region: 1707-3263 (518 amino acids)
Biological process (GO): Rho protein signal transduction; positive regulation of ruffle assembly; regulation of Rho protein signal transduction
Cellular component (GO): plasma membrane; vesicle; ruffle membrane
Molecular function (GO): actin binding
Source: RefSeq, a predicted model, not a curated record